This is a messenger RNA of Pneumocystis jirovecii RU7, 1071 nucleotides long. Its product is annotated as uroporphyrinogen decarboxylase. Bases 1 to 1071 code for a protein of 356 amino acids. Gene Ontology annotation, biological process: heme biosynthetic process. The transcript is spliced from 6 exons. Gene Ontology annotation, cellular component: cytosol. Gene Ontology annotation, molecular function: uroporphyrinogen decarboxylase activity. Lineage: Eukaryota; Fungi; Ascomycota; Pneumocystomycetes; Pneumocystales; Pneumocystaceae. The record is from RefSeq and is a predicted model, not a curated record.
AUGAACUCUGAAUUUCAAAAUAUAAAAAAUGAUUUGAUUUUAAGAGCGGCAAAAGGCGAAAAGGUGGAGCGUCCACCUGUUUGGCGUCAAGCAGGCCGUUACUUACCAGAAUAUCAUGAAAUAGGGAAAAAUUUAGAUUUUUUUGCUAAAUGUCGCUCUCCAGAGAUUGCAUCUGCAAUUACUAUGCUUCCUAUUGAUAGGUAUACUGGUUUAAUUGAUGCUGCUAUUAUAUUUUGUGAUAUUCUUGUAAUUCCACAAGCGUUAGGUAUGGCUAUUGAAAUGCUUGAUAAAAAAGGUCCUCGUUUUUUGAAUCCUCUUAAAACAUCUGAAGAUAUUUCCAAACUUAAUUUUAAUAUUGAUGUAAAAAAAGAGUUAGGAUAUGUAAUGGAAGCAAUUAAGUUAACAAGAAAAAAAUUGAAUGGACGAGUUCCACUUUUUGGAUUUGCAGGAGCUCCAUGGACACUAAUGGCUUUUAUGACACGAGGUGAUUCUAAGGGAUUUGAGAACUCAAAAGCAUGGAUUUAUAAAUAUCCAGAAGAUAGUAAAAGAUUACUUGAAUAUUUAACAAAGGUUGUGAUUGAAUUUCUUGCACAACAGAUUGUGUCUGGUGCACAAAUUAUUCAAGUAUUUGAUUCAUGUGCUGGAGAGCUAUCUCCACAUGAUUUUAAAGACUUUUCUUUACCUUAUCUUAAGGAUAUUGCGAAAAAAUUACCUGAGCGCCUUAUAGAGCUUAAACAUCCAUUAGUACCAAUGAUUGUAUUUGCAAAAGGUGCUUGGUAUGCACUAGAUUGGCUGUGCGAUCUUGGAUAUCAAUGCGUUAGCAUAGAUUGGACAUUUGAUCCUGAAGAAGCACAAAAAAUAAACGCUGGACGCUGCACACUUCAAGGCAAUUUAGAUCCUAGCGUUCUUUUUGGAGACACAGAUACGAUUACACAAAGAACAAAAAAAAUGAUUCAAGCUUUUGGUGGUGGAAAACAACAUUUAAUAUGUAAUCUCGGCCAUGGGAUGCUAUCAUCUCAUCAUCCAGACUCUUUAGAAACUUUUCUUAAGGCAUGUCAUUUUGAAAAAUAA